AGAGCAACUCUGUUUUCUUCAAUGGAUUCUUCUUCCAUUCUCUAUUCAUCAAACUCUUCAGAAUCCUCAAUGGGAUCCCCUCAUCACCAUCUCCCUUUCAAUGAAAACGAUCCCGAAGAGAUGCUUCUCUAUGGCAUGAUCACAUCAUAUCAAGAGCAAAACAACUCAUGCAAACUCAUCAUCAAAGAAGAAGAGGUGAAUUCAAAACAACACAAAAGUAGUAAUAGUAACAACAACAAUGGUAAGAGUUUUCGAGGUGUGCGGAGACGACCAUGGGGAAAGUUCGCGGCAGAGAUAAGAGAUUCUACUCGGCAUGGUAUAAGGGUAUGGCUUGGAACAUUCGACAACGCCGAGGCUGCGGCGUUGGCAUAUGAUCAAGCCGCCUUUGUCAUGCGAGGCUCUGCUGCGAUACUUAACUUUCCCGUAGAGAAAGUGAGAGAGUCAUUGAGAGAUAUAGAUUGCUCACCCUCUCAGCUUGAAGGUUGCUCUCCUGUCGUGGCCUUGAAGAGAAAACAUUCAUUGGGACGCAAAAUGACUGCAAAAAAGAAGAAGGAAGAGACACAAGAGAGUGAUAAUAUUAUGUUAGAGAACAUAGUUGUGUUGGAAGACUUGGGAGAAGAGUAUUUGGAACAAUUGUUAAUGAUGUCUUCUAGUGAUACUAGAUGUAUUUGGUGA
Vigna radiata var. radiata (mung bean) is the source of this 675-nucleotide messenger RNA. Its product is annotated as ethylene-responsive transcription factor 1B-like. Bases 22 to 675 code for a protein of 217 amino acids. The record is from RefSeq and is a predicted model, not a curated record. Gene Ontology annotation, biological process: ethylene-activated signaling pathway; regulation of DNA-templated transcription. The transcript has a single exon. Gene Ontology annotation, molecular function: DNA binding; DNA-binding transcription factor activity. NCBI's taxonomy places the organism in Eukaryota, Viridiplantae, Streptophyta, Magnoliopsida, Fabales, Fabaceae.